AUGGCAUCACAUUCUGUGUCCAGGUUGACAAAGUUGAGGGAGUUGAUGAGAGAUAGGAACAUCGAUGCGUAUGUGGUACCUUCAGAAGACGCUCACGCAUCGGAGUAUCUGGCCCCAUGUGAUUCUAGACGAUCAUAUAUCACUUCCUUCACUGGCUCAGCUGGAUGCGCAGUCAUAACGCAUACGGAAGCUAGGUGCUGGACAGAUGGGAGGUAUUGGGUACAAGCUGAGAAGCAGUUAGGAGAAGGAUGGACACUGAUGAAAUCUGGUCUACCGGAGAUACCAACAUGGGGAGCAUGGCUAAAGUCUGACCUCCCACCAUCUUCUAGGAUAGGUAUCGACCCCACUCUCAUCCCCCAAUCUGAAUCCACAAAUUUAUCCUCAUCACUCACUGCAUCGCCUACCAACUCUUCUUUAGUGCCAAUCACAGAGAAUUUGAUCGAUAUCAUAUGGUCCGAAGAACAACCAAAGCCAUCUAGACCUACCAACGAGAUAUUCCACUUAUCGACUCAAUAUACUGGUGAAUCGGUCGAAGCGAAGAUAAGUAGGAUCAGGGAUAAAUUCAAGAAGAUCGGAAGUCCAGGUACAAUAGUUACGAGUUUGGAUGAGAUGGCUUGGCUUUUCAAUCUUAGAGGUGCCGAUAUACCUUAUAAUCCUGUUUUCUUCGCUUAUGCUAUAUUGACAAGAGACGACUGUACACUUUUCGCAUCACCCAAAUCUCUGACUGAUCCCGUUAGGGAAUAUUUGCAUAAGAAUGGAAUUGCUUUAUUGGAUUAUGAUCAAAUUUGGAACUCGCUUGGAAGUUGGCAGAAAAGGUUGACCGUUGAGAGAUCACAGCCACAAGUGAAUAAAUCGGACGAUGUUGAUAUGGAAGAUGGACCGUCUAGCAAGAAAGCCAAAACGGAUAAGAAAGGAGAAGAGGAUAAUACUUCGAAAGAUGAAAAAGUGGUGAAGACGGAUAAAGUUCUGAUUGGGAUGAAAACUAGUUGGGCAAUUGCUAAAGCUGUUGGAGAGGAUAAUGUAGAGGUUAGACGAUCGAUCAUCGAGGAGUUCAAAGCGAAGAAGAAUGCUGCGGAGAUCGAAGGCUUCCGACGAUCGCAUAUCCGUGAUGGAGUAGCCCUAGCUAGAUACUUUGCAUGGUUGGAAGAGGUCCUGCACAACGGCGAAAGAUGGUCAGAAUACGAUGCGGCACUGGUAUUGGAAAAAUAUAGAAAAGAAGGCCAAUGGUUCAGGGGGUUAUCGUUUGAAACGAUCUCUUCUACCGGUUCUAAUGCAGCAAUCAUACAUUAUGCUCCGUCCAAAGAAGGAUCAGCAAUAAUAGAUAGAGAUCAGAUGUAUCUUUGCGACUCAGGAGCUCAAUAUCUUGAUGGCACGACUGAUAUCACAAGGACAUUCCAUUUUGGAACGCCCACGGAAAAGGAGAAGAGGGCAUUCACCAGAGUGCUGCAAGGUCAUAUAGCAUUGGAUACCGCCGUCUUCCCACAGGGUACUACCGGUAAAGAUAUACUAGCUAGACGAGCGUUAUGGUCGGACGGAAUGGACUAUCGCCACUCAACAUCUCACGGUAUCGGUUCAUUCUUGAAUGUCCACGAAGGACCUCAAGGUAUAGGUCAACGACCAGCAUAUAAUGAAGUCCCCUUGGUGGAGGGUAUGGUGAUAUCCAACGAACCAGGUUAUUACGCAGAUGGGAAAUUCGGAAUAAGGAUAGAAGGUGUUGAUAUCAUCGUCCGAGCGGAGACGAGAGAGAAUUUCGGCAAUAAAGGAUGGUUAACUCUGGAGAGGAUAGCUAUGUGUCCUAUUCAAACUUCCUUGGUUGAUAGUUCGCUCUUAUCCCCCACGGAGAAAGAUUGGUUGAACGAGUAUCACAAUGAAGUAUUUGAGAAGAUUGGACCGCUUUUGAAGGAGGUCAAUGAUGAGAGGGCGUAUAGGUGGUUGGAAAGGGAAUGUAGAUCUAUAUGA
This is a messenger RNA of Kwoniella mangroviensis CBS 8507, 1959 nucleotides long. RefSeq lists its product as uncharacterized. The transcript has 18 exons. The record is from RefSeq and is a predicted model, not a curated record. Gene Ontology annotation, molecular function: metalloaminopeptidase activity. NCBI's taxonomy places the organism in Eukaryota, Fungi, Basidiomycota, Tremellomycetes, Tremellales, Cryptococcaceae. Bases 1 to 1959 code for a protein of 652 amino acids.